Messenger RNA from Lycium ferocissimum, 969 nucleotides. Its product is annotated as nifU-like protein 1, chloroplastic. Gene Ontology annotation, cellular component: mitochondrion. The coding region runs from base 79 to 732 and encodes 217 amino acids. Gene Ontology annotation, molecular function: iron-sulfur cluster binding; iron ion binding. The record is from RefSeq and is a predicted model, not a curated record. Gene Ontology annotation, biological process: iron-sulfur cluster assembly. The transcript has 3 exons. Lineage: Eukaryota; Viridiplantae; Streptophyta; Magnoliopsida; Solanales; Solanaceae.
GGUCGUACCCAUGAUCUAUUAGAAAUCCUUAUUUAUAACCACAACAAUAUUAGAAAAAAUCCGUCUUAAGCAAGAGCAAUGGCGUAUAUAGCAACAAUGAGCGUCUCUCAAAUUUCCUCUUCCAUAUUCAUGCCGGAAGUCCCAGUACUCAAGUCCCAUAAUCCACAACCCUCAUCCCUUUUCCUCAAAAGAAUAAAGGUAGUAGUACCUCAUAAAAGAUUAAAUCUUGUUAGAGCUAGUAGCGUGGACGAGUCCCCACCAGGUCUUUACUCUGCCAAGCAAUUUGAACUCACUCUUGAAAACGUGGAUAUGGUUCUUGAAGAUGUUCGUCCUUAUCUCAUUUCUGAUGGGGGAAAUGUUGAUGUCGUUUCUGUCGAGGACGGUGUCGUUUUACUCCAGCUUCAAGGAGCAUGCGAGAGUUGUCCUAGCUCAACAACCACAAUGAAGAUGGGGAUUGAAAGGGUACUCAAGGAAAAGUUUGGAGACGCCAUCAAGGAUAUUCGCCAAGUAUAUGAUCAACAAGUAGUUGACACAACUGCUGAGGCUGUGAAUGCUCACCUCGAUAUAUUAAGACCUGCUAUCAAAAAUUUCGGUGGUAGCGUGGAAGUUUUAUCUGUUGAGGAAGGCAAUUGCAAUGUGAAGUAUGUAGGGCCUGAGUCUAUUGGAUCAGGAGUCAAAGCCGCAAUUAAAGAGAAGUUCCCGGAUAUUGUCAAUGUAGUGUUUACUGGCUAGAUGGCUUCGUGAUUUUGAGAAGUUCUUCAAACAUAUUGUGUGAGGUUAAACGCCAAUACUGUUGUCUGUUAUGUAGGAAAGAUGUAUAAUCCCAACCUUUAUGGGCAAACUUACAGAAGUGCUCACUAUGUAAAGAAAUAACAGUAUGGAUGAAGUGGCCAAGUUAUUUUGUAUUGAUAAUGAUAAGAUUGAAAGCAGUAUUUUUACAUUUCAAUUAUGCUGUUCACAUUACUGUAA